Alexandromys fortis (reed vole) is the source of this 5114-nucleotide messenger RNA. Its product is annotated as MHC class I-like protein MILL2. Gene Ontology annotation, cellular component: external side of plasma membrane. The transcript has 8 exons. Gene Ontology annotation, molecular function: signaling receptor binding; peptide antigen binding. Gene Ontology annotation, biological process: positive regulation of T cell mediated cytotoxicity; antigen processing and presentation of endogenous peptide antigen via MHC class Ib; antigen processing and presentation of endogenous peptide antigen via MHC class I via ER pathway, TAP-independent. The record is from RefSeq and is a predicted model, not a curated record. Bases 2633 to 3661 code for a protein of 342 amino acids. Lineage: Eukaryota; Metazoa; Chordata; Mammalia; Rodentia; Cricetidae.
GAAAGGGGAACUUGGGCUGUGCCUGUGCUGUGGGAUGCAGUGGGAGUGUGACAGAACCUUAUUGUGUGGAGAGUGGAGUCUGGUGGGAUUCCUGGGGAGAACUGUAUCAGAGAGUGGUGAGGAGGACUUCAGUAUCUAAGGGACACUGUGUGACUUUGGAAAAGAGGUCUUAGGGUGUCCUAGCCUAGUAGUGUGAUCUUAGGCUUCUGGGGACUUGCUAUGUUCAAGAUAACUCCUGAUAAUACUAGGUAUAUGGCAUGAUUUCCAUGUUUUCCUGUUGCAAAAGCUGACUUACGUGUACUUUGGGACAUAGGAAGGUUCCAGUAAACGCUGGUUCAGCUGCCCAAAGUAGGAUAAGGAUUUUGGAUAUCCCUCACCCUAGAAAACACUGAGCGAGAGGUUAGUGCCAAUGGGACUUUUUGUAAAGUGAGUAGUUGGUGCAGUAUGUCACGAGGGGGCUUAUUUCUCUCUGUGGAGGUGGUAGGCAAGCUCUCGGGGUGAUAAAGAGAAAAGAGACAUGUAAUAAAACAAGCAAUAAGGGAGAUAAUUAGAAGUAGCAUACCUUCUGUUAUUCUUUCUGCGGGGGAGGGUGGAGACAGAACACGAGACACACGGCGGUGCGGGGUUAGGAAGGAGACACGAGACACACGGCUGUCACACGUGGGUGCACUUUAAUGGAGGGGGGUUACGACAGGUGAGGGACGGGGGUGAAGAGACAAAAGGAAAGAGAGAGAGCGCGACUUGUGGCGACCCCCUGUUUUUAAUGGGGACGCAGGUGCGUCUGGGAGAAUGUCCUGCGCAUGUGCGGCUUUCCAUUGGGCUGCUGGGAUUUGUAGUCCAGAAGGAUCCUGCGCAUACGUGGCUUUCCAUUGCGCUGGGAUUCCUAGUCCAGGGGAAUGCUGGGAACUGUAGUCUCCAAAAGGAACAACACCUUCCACCAGGAGGUAGAAACGAGCCAUGAUGGGUGUGGGGACCAAGUGAAGAGGAAGUGGGGGAGGGUUGCAGAAGGGAAGUGUCUGGGCAAGUGUUGUCAGGGAGUCGGUUGAGUGCAGAAGAUUGUCUCAGGUUUAUUCUGGAUUUACCAAUCAUGUCGUGGUACCCUCAAAACUCCAUGGUCCAUAUUCAGCUACAAUUUUAAUAACAAAGUUGAUUUCUAUUUGUUUGUUUUUUCCCAAUUGAACUUUUUAUUGAUUAUUUGUGGAUUUCUGUCGGAGCCCAUGAGGGUCCAACACCGAUUCCCUAACCCGUUUGGAACGGAGUCGCGAGGAAUAAAGCUGACACAGCUUACACGGUCAUCAUGGAAAAAGCCAGCUGAUCCUUUAUUCUCCAAACAUCUUAUAUACCCCCACCAAAUGAGCAGGAACCCACAAAGGCUGUUACCUAGGUAACCAUGUGCCUGGGCCCAGGUCACUUCUGCAUCUGGCAGUCAGGUAGGCCCUGAAUUAGCAUCCAAAUUACAAAAGGAAGGAAGCACCAAACAUCUAAACUCCAAAGUCAUCAGCUUCAGUCAAACAUCUCUUAUCAGGUAAUUCACAUUUUAACAAAAGAAGCUAGGAGCAGGCAUCCUGGCUUUUGUUAAGGGCAGAGACAGCUUGUCUGCAGAGCUAUGUGAUCCGCUCAAACCAGGCUAAUGGCUUUUGUGCCAUAUCGAAAUAUGGGCCCACAGAUUUCACGUCAUGUAUAUUGAUCCCAUUCAUUUCCCUGUCCAUUCUUUACUCCCCUCUACCCUUGCAACUGCCCCACCAGAAUAAAACAAGAUAGAAUUUAAAGGAUAAGAAAAUUAAAAAAAAAAUAAAAGAUCAAUCUCCUAGUGGAAUUUGUAGUGUGGCAAAGUGAGUCAUAUAAUCACUGAAUAAAUAUAUUAGUACUUGAAAGGGUUCAUUGCAAUGAGUCAUUUACUCUGGUUUCGAGGCCUCUGAGUAUUGCUACACUGUCAAUAUUGGGCCUUCACUGGGGCUCCUCUUGGGCAACCUGUUGCUGUCCUGUACCAUGGAAAUCCUGCAACUUUAGGUCUGUAAGACCCCUUCACAUGCUCCAGCCGAUCAUAGGUGUGAAUGAUGGGAUGGGCAACUCAAAGUCCUGGUUCAGGGCCUGAGUGGUUGCUGGGUUAUUUAGCCUACCAGAUCCUCCUCCUCCUGAACACUAGGGUGACCUCUCCAGCUCUGUCCUGCCUAGCUCACCCUAUAUAGUAAGCAUAUAGGGACUGGGCCCUCUGUCAAUCUCUCAUGUUCCUUAGGCUGACUUGCCAACACCAACAUCACCAGAGACAGCUCUACUGGCUGCCCAGGCAAACUGUAGGAACCACUCUUCCAUGUGCUGCAGCCAGUGAGGGGCAGGACCAGCUCUUCCACUAUCAUGAACCAGAGGCCAUUUCUCUUGCCUGCUGCAGGCAGCAAGGGAUGACGGCUGUUCUAGCAAAUAAAUAUUCCUUUCAAUGAGUCAUUGAUCUGGUUCAAGACCUCUGGUUUCUGGUACACCAUCAUCACUACAACCUCACUGAAAUUCCUUUGGAAUAUUCUGCAGCAGCCUCGAGUCAUGGAGAUCAUGGGAAUCUGAGGUGACACAACCACAGACAUCAACACAAAUCCCAGAUGUAGCUGGACCACAGAGCCAGCCAUGAUCCUUGGCAGCAAUGGGGUCUGGAUGUCAACAUUGCCCCAGGUGGCAGGCAGUGCAGUCCGCUCAGAUCAGAUCACCCCCAGCAGUGGCGAGCCCUCAGAUGCUAACAUGGUCCCAUACCUCAGAAGAACAUAUUCUGCACUGUGACCUCACAGUCUUGUCUCCAAAGCAGUCUGAGCAACCACAAUCUAUGGUCAUGUUAUACUUCAAUAAUAAGCCCUUCCAACACGAUUGUGGAGACAGGAAAAGAGAAAAGUCCCAGAGACAUUGGAUAAAGGGACAAGACGGAGCUGAAAUCUGGGCAACACAGACCAAGGACAUGCAGGAGAAGGAGGAGCAACUCAGGAGGAUGCUGGCUAAGAUCAUGACCCAGAAGGACCACAGUGGAGGCAUUCACACCCUUCAGGAAACUUUCGGCUGUGAAAUCCAAGGAAAUGAUACAAGAAGCUUCUGGCGCUUGGGUUAUGAUGGGCAAAACUUACUCCAUUUGGACCAGAAAACCCUCACAUGGAAAGCAUCAGUGCCUUCAGCACACACGAUCAAGACAAUCUGGGAGAGUCAUGGCCCCACGCUGGAUGAAGUUAAGGCUUUUCUGUAUCACUUAUGUCCUGACCAUCUCCAGAGGUGUUUGACUUAUUCGAGGGGCCAAAUGAUGGAUAAAGGUCCCCCAAAGUUAAAGGUGACCAGAAGGAGAUACCCAGUGGGCAGGACCACUCUGACAUGCAAGGUUUUUAAUCUGUAUUCUCCUGUGGCCACCCUGACCUGGCUUCAGGAUGGGAAGCCAACACAGCAGCAAACUUUUGGGCCUGGGACCAUCCUGCCCAGCGGGGAUGGGACCUACCAGACCUGGCUGUCUAUUUGGAUUCUUCCUAGUCAGGAAUCAGAGUUCACCUGUUCCCUGAGGAACCACAACAAGAACAUUGAGGUCCCUGAUUUCUAUGGACAUCAAGACAAGACAAUCUCUGGGACCACAAGCUCUGCCUCUGCUCUGGUGGCUUCUGUUCUUUGUACCCUGUUGCUAUUGCUAGCCUGUUCCUUCUAGAGCAGCAAGAACACACAGGACAGCAAGAAAACAGGUUACUCCAUUGGAAGAACAUUUCCUAGUAAGCAGUGUUUCCCAAGCAGUGUUGCCUGGUUUGAGAGUGGAACUCCCUCUUGGGUGGUGUGCUCUAGAGAAGCCUAUGCCUCUGAGUGGACAACCUGAGGUACUGGUCAACUGGUUGACUGGUCUUGAAGAUGCCUGCAGGGUCUGGAUGCAGAGAACUUUCUAGGACCCCCUCAUUGCCCACAUCCUGCAAUAGUGUCACCGAAAGGAAAAGUUUGGCCAGGCCUUUGGGCUAUUAGCCAUGGUCCCAGGCAGUAUUGCAUUCGUGGGACCUUUGGAGAAAAUGAGCAAUUGUGACACAGACAUCAUUUUAUGUUUGGAUUCACUGCCUGUGUUAACCCUUCAUGUAUGUUAUUGACUGGGAGUUCCUUUAUUUAAGAGUGUGGGAGACACUUCAAAAUGAUCUGCAUCAAUUGUUUGUGCUGUAACUGUGUAAACUUCCUCUCCGUUCAUAAGAUCUUUUCUUAGUUCCAUAGCUUCCCUUCGCUAUGGCUCCUGUGAACCUUGAUGAAAUAUGUGAUUUUGAACAAUGGUUUCUCCUGGCAGUGCAUCAUGCUCUUUUUUAAAAAAUAAGGAAGGUUUUGAAGAACCCAGGAAUAUGAAAAAUUGUAUGUCUAUAGCCUGUACACAUAUUCUAGGGUUGAUAGCUGCCCUUUGCCAUACAUUCUUCCAGACACAGAAAAGCUAUGUAAACAUCUUGAACCAGCAUCCUGUAAUCAGAGGUUGUCAGUGCUGACUCUGAAGGUGCUCACCACAGCAGUUGUAAUUCUUUAACUCUGUGUACUUCCCAGAGGCUUAGGAGGUGCAAGUUCUGACUUCAGGAGUAGUACACUCUCCAACAGCCAUAAAUUAUGACCCCGGGAAUGCACUCCCUUACCCCGUGGUCUUUUACUAUAAAAAGACAUACGCAGUCCCUUCUCGGGGUCAUUGUCUGUGGCCCUAACUAGUGAGAAGUUUGUAUGCCCUGCAGUGAUGGAAUAAAGUUGCUUCUGUUCAUCUCAUUUUGGUGGUGGCCAUGUCCUCAAUAUCUGCACAGUUCCCAACUGCAGCAGUUUUUAGGUAUACUUUAACUAACAUUUCUGCAGUAGUCACUGCUGCACCUACUGCAGCUGUAUCCAUAAUAGUCCUGAUCCAACAAGUGCAAACUGCCUGUUUUGUUAAUCAGCUUGCUUAUAAUACUUUUGUGACUGUGACUUUGACAACACAAGAAUGUGCAGAUAAAAACGUAUAGCUUCAUUUCAAGCUUUAGAAGUUGUGAUAUUUCACCUAGUGAAUGAAGUACAAGCAACACAUCAGUUACCUCUUCUGUGUCCUGUUGGCUUCAGGUAUGUCUGUAUUAAUUCUUUAAGCUAUAAUGAACCCAGAUAAAAAUAAAAUUAAAUUAAAAUGA